UUGUGAUCCACAGGUGUACAGAAGUACUGAUUUAGAUCUCUUUUUUGUAAGUAAUGAACCACCCGUAGGAUAUAUGUAUUCAUCUUUGUUUAUCAAUGUCGUCCAGACUGUAGUUACGGCCUGCAGACUGGAUUCAUGAGUGACUCACGCCUUAGCAGCAGUUCUGUGCUAAACAGUAAUUUUGUGGCGCCUUAUGGAAGACUUCGAAACAGAACGAGCGCUUGGUGCGCGAGAGGGGGUGACACAAAUCCAUACUUUCAAGUUGACCUGGGCUACGCGGACGAAAUAAAAGGCGUGGCUACCCAGGGACAGGAAGCUGACUACUGGUUUGUGCGCAAGUUCACAUUGAGUUUUAGUCUGGAUGGUUCUGCAUGGUUGAAUUACACAGAAAAUGGACUAGGUACUAAGGUAUUCGAUGGCACCACACAUCCACUGCUGGUAAAGCCCAGUCCGAUAGAACCCUCUGUGAUUGCUCGGUAUGUCCGAAUUAACCCGGUGCAGUGGUAUCAGAAGCCAUGCCUUAGAAUGGAGUUGUACAGAUGUUCACUUAGAAAUGCUGAUCCUUACGAGCUCUGACAUAUUAAGACGAAGAAACGUCGAUAAUACGGCAAGCCAAGAUUCGAGGGUAUUUCAACAUGUGUCACACAAAAUAAAGUCCAGAACCUGCUUUGCACCUGUUGGGAUUUACAGGCCUGUAACGGAACUUACACCACGACUUGAGGAGAGAUCGAGUGAGCUGUAAUUACAUCGUGGGCCAUGGGUUAACCUACAGGGAAAAUACAGAAACUCAAAGAAUUUAAUGUUGCUUUUUACUUAUGAAAUAAGUCAGUAGACAGAGUAACGGACGUGACCAUCAGAGACCCUCUGGGGAAAAAGGAAGGAAAGUUCCUCGUACCUUCUGAAUGGACCUUUAAAAAACAAUGGAUCUCGUAAAAUUUUCACAGGUCGCCGGGACCGUUUUUUUACGCAAUUUAAAAAGCCAAAAAUGUCUCCGGCUCAAAAAGAAUAAUGCAAGUCUUGCAUUUGCCAUUCAUAACCUCUAAAUCUCGAAGUUUCAAUAUUCGGCACGCUAAAUCUUUUAUUUCCAAAUUUGGAAUUUUCAAAAUUUGCAUUUGGUAGGCGAAAUCUUGA
This is a messenger RNA of Orbicella faveolata, 1131 nucleotides long. RefSeq lists its product as uncharacterized. Lineage: Eukaryota; Metazoa; Cnidaria; Anthozoa; Scleractinia; Merulinidae. The record is from RefSeq and is a predicted model, not a curated record.